AUGAUCCAGCUCAAACCAUCCACGCUCACCCUUGCCCUCUCUCUAUUCGUUUCUUCCACCCUUGCAAAGGAUGGCGAGCUCUCCUCCAGCCUUGUAGGCUGCAACGAGGUCUCAUGUCCCAAGAAAGGUCCUGAUGACCGCUGCACAGUGGGAGACAAUACCUUCCUUGGCAUCGGACUAUCCCGCAUCCCCGAUGUUCCCUCGUCUCUUGAGGGUUUCUCCCUCGUGAAAGGUGUAAAUGUGUCUGCUGCGAUGGCCGGCAAGGACAACGACAAGGCCACACGCCCUUUCAAGUCGUUUUAUUACCUCGGCACACCCUCGGGCGUAGAAACCAAGGACUUUUCCGGCUGUGUUGUCGUUUUCCAGGAUGCCCCGUCCAAGAAAUUCGACGGGCCAGAACUGGAAGGCAAUCACAAUGGAACUGAUGUCCGCGCUGCGAGCGGUACCUGUUCCGAUGUCAUUGACAAGUCAUGCAUCGAAAAACUCACAGAGAAGGCAACGAAAUUAGCCGAAGAGGCUGAUGGAAAUGUCUGCACGACGCUUGAGCAAGAAUUGAAAAAGACUUCUCUCGAUGAGUGCGAUGGAUUCGCAGGUACAGGUGGCAAGCUUGGGAAUUUCACUGUCAAGUCGCUCGGUGAUCUCGAUGCGGUUAAGAAUUCCUCGGGCUGCUGGCCUAUUCAGCCCAAGUCUGAUCAGCUGAUGGAGAUUGCGAGUGUCACUGCUCUGAAAAACUACUCAGCACAGGCCCUUCUUGACGAGGCCUAUAAGAUUACACCGGUCCUCACCGUCUUCACUGGGAAGGGCAACAGCAGUCUCGUCUACAAAACCUCUUCUCAGCUGACAUGUUUGAAAGUCGUCACUGAAGAGGAUCCUAGUAGUGACAAGGAUGGUAGUGAGAAUAUUGCGGUGGCCGUCAAGGCAAGCGGGUUUGCUGCUGGCAUUGCGGUACUAGCUGGAAUCUUUGCAUUGCUGUAG
Penicillium samsonianum is the source of this 975-nucleotide messenger RNA. RefSeq lists its product as uncharacterized. The transcript is spliced from 2 exons. NCBI's taxonomy places the organism in Eukaryota, Fungi, Ascomycota, Eurotiomycetes, Eurotiales, Aspergillaceae. The record is from RefSeq and is a predicted model, not a curated record. The coding region runs from base 1 to 975 and encodes 324 amino acids.